Messenger RNA from Miscanthus lutarioriparius, 477 nucleotides. The record is from the annotation of a GenBank genome assembly. Lineage: Eukaryota; Viridiplantae; Streptophyta; Magnoliopsida; Poales; Poaceae.
AUGUGUGACAACCUCACCUGGUCGUCCUGCGGCAAGCACAACUGGGGAAACCGAACCUGUGUCUACGUCUACGCAUACGCCGACGACUCCAUAACCACCGGCCACCUCGACGCCGACACCUUCACGUUCACGGCCACCGAUGGCACCGGGCAGGCCACCGUUCUGGACCUGGCCUUCGGCUGCGGUCUCUUCAACAACGAGAUUUCCACGUCCAACGAGAUCGGUAUCGCCGGCUUCGGGCGCGGCGCGUUGUCCCUGCCGUCGCAGCUCAAAGUGGACAACUUUUCCCAUUGUUUCACCGCCAUAACAGGAUUGGGGACGGGCGGCACGAUCAUCGACUCUGGCACUGGCAUGACAACGCUGCCCCAGGACGCGUACAAGCUCAUGCACGACGCGUUCACGGCUCAGGUGAGGCUGCCCGUGGACAACGCGACGUCGUCGUCGCUCUCGCAGCUCUGCUUCUCGGUGCCGCGGUGA